CCGCGGGGAAGGGGGGGGGAGGCGCGGUCCCCUCCCCGGCGGAGCUGGUGGGCGCUGCCCGUCUCCUCCACCUGGCAAAUCAGGCGAAGGGGCGAAGGCGGCGGAGCAGGGCGGGCUUGCUUUGCCUCCGUGCAUGUUGGCGCUGGGGGACGGCAUCUCUGCUCCCUCCCUGCCCGGGCCCCCUUCUUUCCUUGCCUCCAAGAAACAGGGAUCCAAGAUCCCCCGGGACUCUCUGGGCUGCUGGCGUCCGGGAUGUGCUGACCCGACGAGGAAAGAAGCAACCUUGGAAACUCUGGGGGCUUUGUAUUUAUUUUUUGGCGUUUUUAAAAACCAGCCCUUCGAUUCAACAGUUGACCCAGCGAGGCGCAAAAAGCGGUGAACAUACAAAACCCUAGGCCAUGGAUGUGUUCAUGAAAGGAUUUAAUAAAGCCAAAGACGGUGUUGUGGCGGCAGCGGAGAAGACGAAGCAAGGCGUGGCAGAAGCAGCAGGGAAGACGAAAGAAGGUGUCCUCUAUGUGGCAGCCAAAACAGUGACUGGAGUCGUUAGUGGCAUCACCACCUCCGUGGCCGAGAAAACUAAAGAACAGGUAUCAAAUGUCGGGGGAGCUGUGGUGACUGGAGUGACAGCGGUAGCGCAGAAAACGGUGGAAGGUGCCGGAAAUAUUGCAGCAGCCACUGGCUUUGUCAAGAAAGACCAGAUGGGCAAACAGAAUGAAGAAGGCUUCCCACAAGAAGGAGUGAGAGACAAUACGGACAUGCCUGCAGACACUGAAAAUGAGGCCUACGAAAUGCCUCCUGAGGAAGAGUACCAAGAUUAUGAACCCGAGGCAUGAGCAACCACCCCUUUCCUUCUGUCUUGCUGGUACCUGCUGACAAAGAUAUCCUGUCCUGUACAAGUGCUGAGUUCCAACGUGCCCCGUCGUAAACUAUUUUUUAUAGUUUUUAACAGUGUCUUUUGAAGUCUUCCAUCAGCAAUGAUUGGAAUAUCUGUAACCACAUCUGGUUAUUGUUUCUGUGAGCCUUCCUUCACUGAAAUGAAGGCCCAGAUGCCAGACCCAUUGUUGUUGUGUGGAUAUUGUGGCUUCAAGUUUCAACAAGUAUGAAAAACAAUUAUUAAAAAAAAAACACCUAAGUGUCUACCCCUUAUUUCUAAAGCUGUACAUGUUUUGUUGAUAGAUUGUUGGUAAUUUGCUAUUGUUUAUGAAACGAGAAUUUUUAAAUGUUUCCUAUGACCAUUCUUUUCUGUCCAGGGAUGACAUAUUGUGAAAGUUGUUAAUAUAUUUCUAUACAUAUAUACAUGUAUAUAAAGUAAUUGAGCAUGAACUAUGCACCUAUACAUAUUAACUGUGAAAUUUUAUUUGUUCUGUGACAUGUUUUACUAUCUGUAAAUAAUGGUGUCCGCCUGAAAGAAAUAAAAUGUCAUCAAUUUAAAUGGAGUUUCUAAAUUGGUGCUGAUUAUCUGA
Sphaerodactylus townsendi is the source of this 1463-nucleotide messenger RNA. RefSeq names its product synuclein alpha (gene SNCA). Gene Ontology annotation, molecular function: cuprous ion binding. The transcript is spliced from 7 exons. The record is from RefSeq and is a predicted model, not a curated record. Gene Ontology annotation, cellular component: neuronal cell body; cytoplasm; axon terminus. Gene Ontology annotation, biological process: synapse organization; regulation of dopamine secretion; chemical synaptic transmission. NCBI's taxonomy places the organism in Eukaryota, Metazoa, Chordata, Lepidosauria, Squamata, Sphaerodactylidae. The coding region runs from base 399 to 833 and encodes 144 amino acids.